AUGUCGGCAGUAUAUAAAAAAAGUCGAAAACUUCCUAAAAAUACAUUAAUGAUACGUAGACGUGUUUCAAGUUCAUUCUCUAAAAAAUCUGAUUCAGAAAAACGUUUAUCAAGAGCAACUAUUCGUUUAAUUGAUGAAUCUGGUAUAGAUUUAACACCAUUACCAUUAUUAAGUGAAGAGAAACGUAUUCAUGAUGAUAAAGAUACUAUGAGUGCUGAUAUCUCUCAAUCUUCAAAUCUUGGUGGAAGUAGUUUACAUAUUACAAAUCCUUUUACAUUUACACGAUCAUAUAUAAGUGGAUCAAGUCCAACUGGUGAAUCACAUUCAGAGACUAGUGAAGAACAUGAUCGUUAUCAAACAUUUACGGAAGUUAAAACACUUAUACAACCAAAUCAAGAAAGUUUAACUGAAAUUGAUUUAAACAAAUUAAUCAAUAUAAUUAUUGCUGAAACAGAAACAUUUUGGAUAUUUGAUCAACCGCCAAAAUUUAUUCCUGAAGAUUCAAUUCAUUUAGAAGAACAAUUAAAACAAAAUGAAAUUUAUAAAACAUUGAUCACAUCAAAAAUUGGUAAUGAUCGAUUUAUUGAACGAGGUAUGAAUACAUUCAAUUUACCAUUAAUGAAUAAAUUCAUUCAAACGGAUUAUAUCAAGUUACAAGAUAAAUCAUGUAUGGCUAGUAAUUGGGAUAUAAUCGAUACAUAUGAGAAAGAAAAAGAAGAAGAAGAAACAAGAAGAAAUUUGUUAACAGAUAAGUCAUAUAGAAACAAAAAUGGGAUCAAUUUAAACAAGAACAAACUUGACACAUCAAUAAAAUCUGCAUUGAAUGAUAAGAAUAUUCUAUUACAAUCAGAUGAUGGUGGACCAUUAGAAAGUAAUAAUUCAUUAAUGAAUAGUUUAAUUAAUGGGAAAACUAAAACAAGUCAAGAAUUUGGAUCAACACAAUAUGUAACAAAUAAUACAAUGAAUACGAAUUCGGAAUCAGAUCUUACGUUAAUUCAUGACAAUUCUAUAACUCAACUCAAUCAAUUAACAAAUGAAUUAGGAUUACUUGAGACCCCAAAAAUGAAAAAUGAUUUGAAUAAUAUGGAACGUGCAUUAAAUAUCAAUAUAUAUCGUGAUAAAUUAUUCAAAUAUCAAAGUUUAUUAUUAAAGGAAUGUCAAUCUAAUAUAGAUUCAUGUCAUACAAUGAAACUUAGCCCUGAAUUUACUCAAACAUUAACAAAUGAUACAUCAAAUGAUAUUCAUUUAACUGGACAUGAAUCAUCUUUAUCGAAAGUGUCAAUGUCUACAUUACCAAUAACAAUAAUAAGUAAUAUGACAAGUGUAAAUUCAACUAGAUCUACUAUAAAUGAUGAUCAUACCAUAAUAAGAACAAGUGAAUUAUCUACAAAUAAACAUAAUAUUAGUCCACAAAUACCACAUGUUAUUCCAUUAUGGCGUUUUCAAUGUUCAAUGACUAAGGGUCAUAAUAUAUCAGAUAUGGCAUGGAACAAACAAAAUCCAAAUAUAUUAGCUAUUGGUUAUGGACAAUUUGAUUAUGAUAAUCAACAGAAAGGUUUAGUAUGUUGUUGGUCAUUAAAACUUAUUGAAUAUCCUGAACGUUAUUAUGAAACACCAAGUAGUGUAACUGCUAUUGGUUGGUCAAAAAUUCAUGCUAAUUUAUUAGCGGUUGGAAUGUUCAAUGGUGUAGUUUUCAUUUAUGAUGUAAGGAAAAAUGAUCCUCUCCCAGUAAUCGAUACUACACAUGCUUCAGGAAGACAUUUAGGACCUGUACGUAAACUGCAAUGGAUUUUUAAAGAAUCAGGUUUAGCGGAAAAUCUACAGGAAGUUUUAGUAUCAGUAUCUAACGAUGGUCGAGUAACUCAAUGGUUUAUACGUAAAGGUUUUGAAAGUGCAGAUCUGAUGGUACUUAAACAAUCAUAUUCAAAUGUUCUAACACCGAUGAAUACAUCUCAAAGAAAUGAAGCUUUAAUAUCACGAACAGCUUUUGCCACGAGUAUGACUUUUAAUAAACGUGAACUAAAUAUUUAUGUUGUUGGCACUGAGAAUGGAUCAAUUUAUAAAUGUUCAUAUUCUUAUAAUGAACAAUAUUUGGAUACUUAUAUUGCUCAUAGUGCAUCAGUUUAUCAAAUAGAAUGGUCACCAUUUGUACCAGAGAUAUUUCUUUCUUGUUCUGCUGAUAUGACUAUAAGAUUAUGGCACUUAGACUAUCAAAAACCAUUGAUUACUAUUCAAAGAAAUAUGACUACAAUUCCAUCAAUUUCUUGGUCACCUCAUAAUUCUUUGAUAUUUGCUUCAAUCGCUGAUGGUGUUCUUGAAAUAUGGAACUUAGAUUAUUCAACUGUUGAUCCUUAUAUUUCGGAGACAAUAUCUACUGAAGCAAAUAUGACAAGUGUUCUAUUCUCUGAAACUAGUCAAGUAAGUGUUGUAUCUAUAAUUUUAAUGAUUGUAAGUAUUCAAUAA
Schistosoma bovis is the source of this 2463-nucleotide messenger RNA. NCBI's taxonomy places the organism in Eukaryota, Metazoa, Platyhelminthes, Trematoda, Strigeidida, Schistosomatidae. The record is from the annotation of a GenBank genome assembly.